GGUGCGCCGUGCAGGGCCCUCGCUGCAUCUGUUGUUUACCUUUACCUCUUUUCGUUCCUUCGAAUAGUAAAAUUUCUCCUUUUCUUAAUACUGAAGGUUUACUUUUCUAGUUAUCAUUUCUCCUGUCUGUUUUUCCUCGUGCCAUCUAUACACAAACACAGUCGGUAGAGACGGCCCCCUCGCUCGAAGGACGCCAAUUUUGCCCACGGCCGUUGCAGACCCCUGCCGGCCCGAUUUAGAAGAGAAUCUUAUCGGCAACAGCUGCAACACCUUUCGACGUUCAGACCACACGACACUCAGCACCCUCCCGCGACACACCAACCUGCCCCACACUUCCCCUCUCCUGACCAUCCGAGUGAACCAUUCACGUCUUGUCGGCUCACCCGUUCCUGCCACCGCAGCGCCUUUUGCGACUCAUCCUCAGUCAAACUCAAGGGCAACAUUCACCAUGAGCUGGUUCUGGCAGUCUUCCUCGUCCUCCCCCGAGUCCGAGGGCUCAAGCAACAAGUCCCCAUCGUCCUCGACAACUCCCAUGCCACCGCAAGCACCUCCAACAAGUCAAACACCACCCUCCCAGCACCAAGACCGCGAGGUGGCCAUGUUCAUGAACAUGCUCAUGAAAGACACCCAGUCCCCUUCGCAAGCCAGAGCUCAACAACAACAACAACAACAACAACAACAAUCAGCACCAUCAACACCAACAACGCCCUCAAACCAGGACUCGAAAUCGACAACCACAUCAUGGCUUCCCUGGACCACCACCGCCAAAACCCCAAAUACCGAACAACUCACCACCACGACCCCCUCACCCCGUACGCGAACCAGCCGCACCCCCCCGUCCCUCGCCAUGUCCGAACAUGUCCUCCCCACCACCAUGUCCUGCCGUGACGCCUUCGACUACGCCUGGCACUGCCACACGCCCGGGUCGCAGUGGAACGCCGUGUACCGGUACGGCACGGUGCGCACCUGCACCGAACUCUGGGACGACUUCUGGUUCUGCAUGCGCACCAAGUCAUACCCGCCCGAGCAGCGCGCCCAGGCCAUCAAGGCGCACUACCGCGCGAAGGAAGAAGCCAAAUAUGGAGGGGGAAAGCCGAGCAGCGAGGAUAUCUGGGAGAGUAGGGACGAGAGGGUAAAGCCGGGGUCGGUGUUUAAUAAGCGGUUUGAUGAGGAGGAGGAGGCCGGGUUGGAUGAUGCUGAGGUGCAGAGGAGGGAGGCCGAGAGGAGGCGGAGGGUGAGGGUUGCUGCUGGGAUUGAGAAGGAAGGGUGAAGAGGAAGGGAAGUAGUAUGGGAUCAGGUUGGAUGCAUCUCUUUAUACUUUUUUUUACCUUGAUACCUCGAGAGCGUCGUCGGUAGGCAAUGUCAUCUCCGCUGCGGAUUCCCAGACACCGAACCGACUGAUCCAACCAACGGGCGUUGUGCCCUGAAAAUAGAAAUACUCCGAGGCACUGUCGUUCACUGAACUGAGGCCCCAAACUGCCCACACACUGGAGUUCAUUGCCAUCAGAAAGAUCUGAUUGACGUUCAUGAUGUUCACUAAUGCGUCUGGCUGCACCGCGGGGUUGUCAUUAAAGCCAUAAGUCAUAACGAAAGCCACAAGCCAUAAUGAAAGCCAUGAACCAUAGUGAAAAUGAUCCUGCCCCCAAUGCCCAUCCCAGACUCCGCCCCUUCACUCCCUCAACCUAGACCGAACCCAAACCAUCUCUGCCCUCUGAAUGCCGGGCAUCGU
Messenger RNA from Parathielavia appendiculata, 1729 nucleotides. RefSeq lists its product as uncharacterized. The transcript has a single exon. Lineage: Eukaryota; Fungi; Ascomycota; Sordariomycetes; Sordariales; Chaetomiaceae. The record is from RefSeq and is a predicted model, not a curated record. The coding region runs from base 449 to 1270 and encodes 273 amino acids.